Spodoptera frugiperda (fall armyworm) is the source of this 1978-nucleotide messenger RNA. RefSeq names its product ruvB-like helicase 1 (gene pont). Gene Ontology annotation, biological process: box C/D snoRNP assembly; chromatin remodeling; regulation of transcription by RNA polymerase II. The record is from RefSeq and is a predicted model, not a curated record. Gene Ontology annotation, cellular component: R2TP complex; Ino80 complex; Swr1 complex. The coding region runs from base 107 to 1477 and encodes 456 amino acids. The transcript is spliced from 10 exons. Gene Ontology annotation, molecular function: DNA helicase activity; ATP hydrolysis activity; ATP binding. NCBI's taxonomy places the organism in Eukaryota, Metazoa, Arthropoda, Insecta, Lepidoptera, Noctuidae.
CAGUCAUUCAUUCAUUCAAAACUCGAGUUUGUUGUGGUGCGGCUAGCGAGUGCUGAUUUUAAAUAUUUUCUCCUAAUUUAGUCCUAAAAUAACCUCAAUAAACACAAUGAAGAUCGAGGAAGUAAAAAGUACUGCGAAAACCCAAAGAAUAUCAGCCCACAGUCAUAUUAAAGGAUUAGGUUUGGAUGAAAAUGGAGUUCCCAUUCAAAUGGCAGCCGGUCUCGUGGGCCAGGAAUCUGCGAGAGAGGCUGCAGGAAUAGUGGUUGAUAUGAUAAGAAGCAAGAAGAUGGCUGGCCGAGCCUUGCUCCUCGCUGGGCCACCUGGCACGGGUAAAACUGCCAUUGCUUUAGCUAUUGCUCAAGAACUGGGUACCAAAGUGCCAUUCUGCCCGAUGGUUGGUAGUGAAGUAUACAGUACUGAAAUAAAGAAAACAGAAGUGCUAAUGGAGAACUUCCGACGUGCCAUAGGCCUACGAAUCCGUGAGACCAAAGAGGUUUAUGAAGGAGAGGUCACUGAACUUACUCCGGUGGAAACUGAAAAUCCUGCUGGAGGUUAUGGCAAGACUGUCUCUCAUGUCAUCAUUGGCCUCAAGACAGCUAAAGGCACUAAACAGCUGAAGUUGGACCCUACCAUUUAUGAAUCACUACAGAAAGAGAAAGUAGAAGUUGGUGAUGUUAUCUACAUUGAAGCUAACUCUGGAGCUGUGAAGAGGCAGGGUAGAAGUGAUACCUUUGCCACUGAGUUUGAUCUUGAGGCUGAAGAAUAUGUGCCACUGCCAAAAGGUGAUGUUCACAAGAAGAAGGAAGUUGUUCAGGAUGUAACUCUGCAUGACUUGGAUUGUGCCAAUGCUAAGCCACAAGGAGGGCAAGAUAUCAUGUCCAUGAUGGGCCAACUAAUGAAACCAAAGAAGACUGAGAUUACAGAUAAGCUGAGGAAAGAAAUCAAUAAAGUAGUAAACAAAUACAUAGACCAAGGUAUAGCUGAAUUGGUACCAGGAGUUCUUUUCAUUGAUGAGGUACACAUGUUAGAUAUUGAAACUUUCACAUACCUUCACCGAGCAUUGGAGUCUGCUAUUGCGCCUAUUGUUAUUUUUGCUACCAACAGAGGCAAAUGCCAAAUAAGAGGUACUGAGGACAUAAUUUCUCCACACGGAAUCCCACUAGAUCUUUUGGACAGGCUUCUGAUCAUUCGUACUUUGCCAUACAACAAAGCUGAACUUCUGCAGAUAUUGAAACUUCGAGCGGCGACAGAAGGUAUUGCCAUUGAUGAUGAAGCCCUCACCGCGCUCGCUGAAGUAGGAGCUAACAGUACUCUCAGGUACGCGGUGCAGCUACUGACGCCGGCGUCGCUGGCGGCCCGCGCGGACGGGGCGCAGCGCAUCACGCCGGCACACAUCACCUCCGUGCACACUCUGUUCCUCGACGCCAAGUCCUCAGCACGCAUCCUCACGCAACACUCCGACAAGUACAUGAAGUAAACUAAAGCACUCUAGUUAUUUCCAAGCAUUGAACUAUUGGUUCUCACAACUGUCGAUAUCUCGUAUUACCCAUUAUCGUACGUAUACAUUCAAGUAUGUAUUAUGUAGUUUUACUAUCUAUAGGUGUCAUCUAGCAUCAUAUUAUUGAAAUAUUUACUAAUAGGUACUACUAUACUCAUACCAUACAAAUGGUCUUGUCCUGAUAUGUAUUUCCAAUAAGACAUUUAAGUUGCACAAUAAGAAUAUGUUUCCAUUAUAUUUAGUUUGACACUAUGUAUGUGAUAUUUUUUUAUUUGAUAACACUGUACAAGAUAGUUCAAUCAACUUCUAUGAACAAUAUUUGUGGUAGUUCUAUACAUUAGAGGAAUGUCUAUUUUUGUUCUGACUUAGGAAUUGCACUUUAGUUUGAUGGUAUUCAUUCCACCGAAUGUUACAUAUUAUUAUUGGUGUUCAAGAAAGAAAGCGGAAUUGUAUAAUAAAUAAGUUUUUAUUUUAUAAAAA